AGUGUCCUGGUUUUGUUUUUACGAGAAGGGAUUCAUCGAAAACUACGAGUGUUUGUGUAUCUUUCUCUGAUUUUAAGGUGGUUACGUUUCUAUUUUUCUGUUUGUUGGAUGGGAAUUUUUCUCCGGGAAAAUAUAAUCGGCCAUGGGAAAGUCUUCGUUCAAGGAUUCUCUGAAAGCGCUUGAAGCUGAUAUUCAGCACGCCAAUACUCUGGCUUUAGAUUUUCCAAGGGAGAAUGAUGGAGCACGUAUUCAGAUGAGACUGUCCUACAGUCCAGUGGCUCACCUUUUUCUAUUUCUUGUUCAAUGGACUGAUUGUCACCUUGCUUGUGUACUUGGUUUGCUUAGAAUUCUUAUUUAUAUGACCUAUGCAGAUGGCAAGACGACCAUGUCUGUUUAUGAAAGGAAAGCAAGUAUUAGAGAGUUUUAUGCGGUGAUAUUUCCAUCUUUCUUGCAACUUCAAAGAGGCGUCACAGAUUUGGAGGACCGGAAGCAGAAAGAGACAUGUAAUCUCAGAUACAAAAAGAAGGAUGAGUUGGAAAAAGGAAAACUCUCUGAAAUUGACAUAGAAAGAGAAGAGGAGUGUGGCAUUUGCAUGGAGGUGAAUAGCAAGGUUGUUUUGCCUAAUUGCAACCAUUCUUUGUGUUGGAAGUGUUAUCAGGAUUGGCAUGGGCGGUCUCAGUCAUGUCCCUUCUGUCGAGAUAGCCUUAAAAGAGUAAACUCCAGUGACCUUUGGAUCUACACAGAUAAGUCUGAUGUUGUUGAUUUAUCUUCAAUUUUGAAGGAGAAUCGUAGGAGGCUGUUCAUGUACAUAAAUAAAUUGCCCCUUAUUGUUCCAGAUCAUGUUUUAGUUCCCUAUAAUCCUCAUGUUAGGUGAGAGCAUAGAUUUUGGAAACUCUGUAUAUAAUAAACCUGGCUGUACAUGUUCUUUUGACAAACAUACUGAUUUUUCCGCCAUUAGGCCAUUGUUUUAUUGGCUUCAAGCAGGUGAUAUUGAUUCCUAAAUUUCUCUUA
Messenger RNA from Quercus lobata, 1011 nucleotides. Its product is annotated as E3 ubiquitin-protein ligase AIRP2. Bases 143 to 874 code for a protein of 243 amino acids. Gene Ontology annotation, cellular component: cytosol. Gene Ontology annotation, biological process: protein ubiquitination. Gene Ontology annotation, molecular function: ubiquitin protein ligase activity. The transcript has 5 exons. The record is from RefSeq and is a predicted model, not a curated record. NCBI's taxonomy places the organism in Eukaryota, Viridiplantae, Streptophyta, Magnoliopsida, Fagales, Fagaceae.